UGCUGGACCACCUACCAUUAUACAUAGUAUUUUACUGACAUACGAGCAUUUGCGUGCAUCAUCGACUAAAAUUUAAAAUUAAUGCACCGACCAGUCCCACCCAUGAAAAGGAAGAGAGCGUGCAAGAAUAAGAAGAAGAAGAAGAAGAAGAAGAGGUUAUUGCUAGCUACCUAAUUCAGCAGGAAAGAAUUCUUGCUUUUAGAAAGGUUCCCAUCAAUUUCUCUAUACUCUUUAUCUUAAUCUCUUCUGGCAGGGAACAUUCUAUCAUCAAAAUGUAAAGAAAGCGCAAAGCUUUUAUAUAAUGAUUGCCUAGUUUACAUCCACUAAACCUGACACUCACACACAGCCCCUCUGCCAUUAGCAUCACAGCCAUAAAAUAAACCGACAGGGAAGGGAAUUAUUGUUAACUCUUCUUAACAAACCACUACACAUCAACUAGAUAAGGCACAAAUAAUAUUUCACUUAAAAGUGCUUGUUAGUGUAGUAUAAUAUUGAAUAUUCUGGGCAACUUUUAAACAAUGAGAAUACAGGUGGAGUGAGGAGAAGGUGGUGCUUUUAUGAAUUGAAGGUAACCAAUUAAUUGUGCCUGUUUCUGUAAGCAUGCAACUAUAUAAACUGUCACUAACCACCCCAAUCUCAAAGGGCUACCUAAAACUCAAUACACUAGUUCAGAAAUUUUAUUGACGAAAGAAUAAGAGUCGAAGAUGAAGAAGGCCAGGCCCUUCUCUCCCAUAUUGCACUUUGUGUUUUGGCUUCUGAUUUUCAUUUCUUUCUCAACCUUGUCAGUUGGGGCCAAAAAACACCGUAUCAGCAAAAGCAAAUUGCAUAAGAAUAAAACUAAGGAUGAGAAGCAAAAUAAGCCCCCACGUUGUGCAACCGCUCCAGCACCACCUCCUGGCACAUAUCCAACUCAAUCACUGGUAUUUAGCAUUUUAUCGUAUGGAGCAAAGGCUGAUGGAGUUUCCGAUGACUCUAAGGCACUGCUAAACGCCUGGAGAGCUGCAUGCAAGGUAACAGGAGGUGUCGUUCACAUACCAUCAGGCUUGACGUAUCUGAUCAAACCGCUCACACUUCAAGGGCCAUGUAUGCCAAACCUAGUUUUACAGAUGGAUGGGACUAUUUUGGCCCCUCCAAAAAUCGGGUCAUGGCCAAAAUCCAGUUUGUAUCAGUGGAUAAACUUUAAGUGGCUCCAAAAUUUCACCAUCCAAGGUGUGGGCAAAGCAGAUGGCCAGGGUUCAAACUGGUGGACUCCACAACUUAAUCAAAUAAAGAAAGGCAAAAAAGUUCCAUACAUGAAACCAACUGCAUUGAGAUUCUACUCAAGCUGCGAUGUCACAUUACGUGAUAUAAGGAUCAUAAAUAGCCCUUUGUGUCACCUAAAAUUUGACAACUCUAAAAGAGUAGUUGUCAAAAAUGUCACCAUAUCUGCACCAGAAAGCAGCCCAAACACCGAUGGAAUUCACCUUCAGAACUCACAAGAUGUGGAAAUCCUGCAUUCUGAGAUUGGGACGGGAGAUGAUUGUGUGUCCAUACAAACAGGUUGUUCCAACAUUCAUGUCCAUCAUGUAAAUUGUGGCCCCGGACAUGGAAUAAGUUUAGGAGGACUAGGGAAAGAUAAGAGUACAGCAUGUGUCUCAAAUAUCAUUGUCGAGAAUAUCACAAUGAAGAAUACCCUAUAUGGUGCAAGGAUUAAAACAUGGCAGGGUGGUCAAGGCUCAGUUAAGAAUGUGACAUUUUCCAACAUCCAAGUCUCUGAUGUUAAGGUUCCGAUAACUAUUGAUCAGUACUACUGUGACAAAAGCAAGUGCAAGAAUCAAACAGGGGGCGUGGCAAUAUCAGGAGUUACAUUCAAUCAAAUAGUAGGGACAUAUUCAGUGCAGCCUAUCCAUUUAGCCUGCAGCAAUUCUAUUCCAUGCACAGAUGUUAACCUGAUUUCUAUCCAACUAGAACCCUCUCCACAAAGCCAUGGAUUUCAUGAAGCCUUGUGCUGGAAUACUUAUGGGAAAUCAUUAAGCCCGCUUGCUCCCACAAGCAUGGACUAUUGUGUGAGAAGUGGAAGUGAUGUUGUGAAGAGAAUAGCAAGAUCACAUAGUAUUCCCUGUUGGUAAAUAACAGCUUCAGAAUAUUGCACCUGGAAGUCUUUUGCUUCCCUUCAGCAGGAUGUUGAACUGCAAGAAGGUGAUGGAUUUGCUUGAUUCCGGUGUAACUAAAAUAAUUUAUGUUGGAAUUUCCU
Messenger RNA from Andrographis paniculata, 2233 nucleotides. Its product is annotated as polygalacturonase At1g48100. NCBI's taxonomy places the organism in Eukaryota, Viridiplantae, Streptophyta, Magnoliopsida, Lamiales, Acanthaceae. Gene Ontology annotation, molecular function: polygalacturonase activity. The transcript has 8 exons. The record is from RefSeq and is a predicted model, not a curated record. Gene Ontology annotation, biological process: carbohydrate metabolic process. Bases 705 to 2108 code for a protein of 467 amino acids.